AUGGGGUCCAGCUCACUCAACAAGAACAAGGAACAUGAUCGCUCCAAAAGCGUAAACAACAUAGACGACCUUGCUGCUAAGCAAGAAGUGAGCUACGUCAAUAGACAAGGAUGGCAGUACAAGAACUACCACCCAAACCCUAACGUUAGGAACAAUCCUCACCUCUUUUUAUAUUCCAAGGCUGACAAUCCGGUUGAUAACGCUCAUAACAGUCAAGGGCAGAACAUCGGCUAUCAGAAACCAUAUCAGGGAAGAACAUAUGUCCUAAGCCAAGCGCAGCAUAACCAGUUCCAGAACCAGAAACAGCAAACUGCUCAACCGACCACUCCUUCGCCUACAACUGCUCCGCAAGACAAAAUAAAGGGUCUAGCGAUGAUGAUGCAGCAGCUGCUCCAGGGUCAAAAGAUUCAAGGGAAAGCGUUGAAUCAAGUCACCACGGACAUCAACUCCAGGAUGAACCACAUGUUCAAUGACCUGAGUACCAAAUAUGAUAACGUAGCCAGCCAUAUGCGCCAGAUGGAUGUUCAGAUCGCACAGACAGCUGAGAGCGUCAAGAGGCAGCAAGGUACUCUACCUGGAAAGACCGACAAGAAUCCUAAAGAAUGCAAUGUUGUAGCACUAAGGAGUGGAAGAAACCUACCGGAUACAAUUCCCAAGAACUUAUCAGCAGCGGAAAAGGGUAAGCAGAAAGAGGGUGAGCAACCAAGAUCUGAAGCACUUCCUUUAUCUGACGAGGAACCAGAACAGUCUGUUGAGACUGAUCCGACACCUGUCGCUCCACCAGUUGAGCCUCUUAAUGAAAGGUUGAUCUCUGGUAAGGUGACUAGAGACAGUGAGCUACUGAUGGUUUCAAAACAGUGCACUGCAGUACUUCAGAACAAGCCGAUAAAGAAAUUGGAUGAUCCAGGCAAGUUUGUUCUCUCCAUACAGAUCGGGAGAACUUUAUUCGCAUGUUCUCUAUGCGAUCUGGGUUCCAGCGUCAAUCUCAUGCCUUACUCUGUGGCAAAACGACUGGGCUUCACAAACUUCAAACCGACAAGACUCUCCCUGGUGUUCGCCGACAGAUCAGUCAAGUCACCGGUGGGUAUUCUGGAAGAUCUUCAUGUCCGAGUGGGGAACACUUUUGUUCCAACAGAUUUUGUGGUUCUGGAAGUUGAAGAAGAACUGAGCGAUCCACUGUAG
Molecule: messenger RNA, 1182 nt
Organism: Brassica oleracea var. oleracea
Lineage: Eukaryota; Viridiplantae; Streptophyta; Magnoliopsida; Brassicales; Brassicaceae
Exons: 3
Coding region: 1-1182 (393 amino acids)
Source: RefSeq, a predicted model, not a curated record